This is a messenger RNA of Rotaria sordida, 996 nucleotides long. NCBI's taxonomy places the organism in Eukaryota, Metazoa, Rotifera, Eurotatoria, Philodinida, Philodinidae. The record is from the annotation of a GenBank genome assembly.
AUGCGUAGUGCAAACUGGACAUGCCUCGAUUGGUCAGAAAUUUGCGAUGGAAAGAUCGAUUGUCUAGAUGGUGGACAUGACGAAGAACAUUGUUGUCAAUUAGAAAUCAAUGAAUGUCAGCCGAAUGAAUAUCGAUGUGCCAAUGGACAAUGCAUACCUAUCGCUUUUCUACGAAAUUAUGAUAGAACUCCCGACUGUCUUGAUGGUACAGAUGAAAAUUAUGCACCAUUCGCACGUGAUAGAUGUUCAGCAAUAGGUCCGAAAUUUCGAUGCGAAGAAAUCAUGUGUAGUGAUAAGGAUGUUGAUAUAUACACUACCAUGGCAAGACGUCCAUGUCUACGAGAACGUGGAAAAUUUGCAUUACAAAAAUUACUUUCUAAUAAGCCAAAUGCAAUCUCGAACGAAUGUUGGUCAGCAUUAUAUCGUCUCAACGAUGGUAUUUCGGAUUGUUAUUUUGAUGAUGAUGAAAAAUAUCUCGAAACAGAAAACAUAUGCUCACCAACUUCGAACAUCAAAUGUUAUGAAUGUAAAAGUAAAAGUAAAAGUAAAAGUAAAUUCAUUCAUUACAAUCGUUUUAAAGAUGGUUUCUGCGAUUGUCCACACUAUUGUGAUGAUGAAGUGCCAAUUGAUCAUACUGUUGAUAUUCAAGAACAUAUUUCUUUCCAGACAAUAUGCGAUGGUUUUACUGAACUCUUACCGAUCAUAAUCGAUGGACAGAAUGAAACUGAUGAAACCAAUUGUGGACAAUGGGUAUGCGAUAAUAUAUACACACGAUGCGAUGAUAUUUGGAAUUGUCCUAAUGGAGCCGAUGAACUGAAUUGCCCCGACUUACGUGUAUCGAACUGUACGUCGAAUGAACAUCCAUGCGUCUCACCAAAAGGAAAUGAAUUUAUGUGUUUACCUAUUGAAAAGGCAAGCGAUGGUGUCGUCGAUUGUUUGGGAGCAACGGAUGAGCCUCAUAUAUGCCGACCUUGUACAUCAACCGAUUGUUGUUAA